AUGCCAUUUCGCUUCGGUUCUGUCACUCUCACCGCUGAUCCGCUGCAGAUAGGCGGCUUUGGCGGUCGAGCUGGGCCGCGUAAAAAGUCCGAUCGCGAUCGGCAACACUGUGUUCGGGCAGAUCAGCAAAUCAGCCACCACUCGGAGGCAGCGAGUCUGGAAGCCGCUCAGGAUGCCAUCUCCGGUCCGGUGACCACGGGCCAGUUCAGCUGUUCCUCCUCCAGUUCGGCCUGCUCUAGCAUCUGUCGUGUCCUGCUCACAGGGCAGCUCUGGCUCGAUGGAAAGACCGGGGUCAAGAGGGUCUGGAAAAGGAGGGACAAUUUUGAGCAAAAGGAAGACACUCUUUUCAUUAUUGAAGCCUUCCUUCCGAGAAAGAGCGGGCACCGGGUUGCAGCGAUAAUGUGGAGAGAAGAUUAA
This is a messenger RNA of Protopolystoma xenopodis, 417 nucleotides long. The record is from the annotation of a GenBank genome assembly. Lineage: Eukaryota; Metazoa; Platyhelminthes; Monogenea; Polystomatidea; Polystomatidae.